Molecule: messenger RNA, 210 nt
Organism: Didymodactylos carnosus
Lineage: Eukaryota; Metazoa; Rotifera; Eurotatoria; Philodinida; Philodinidae
Source: the annotation of a GenBank genome assembly
AUGGCUUCUCCUUCUGGAACGAAUGUGCAAACUCCCCAACAUCGACGUCGUGAAAAACCCAAAGGAAAUCCUGCCAUAUCUCAACGAUACUGCGAUCCACUUCAGCUUGAAGAACAAGAUCGAGGAGAGCUUGUGUUUUAUGCCACAUUCCACCCUACAGCCAUUCGACUUGUUUUGCGUGGGACAUGUAUUCGUCGUACAGCUUCAUGA